Suillus paluster is the source of this 237-nucleotide messenger RNA. RefSeq lists its product as uncharacterized. The annotation marks the transcript as partial. The transcript has 2 exons. Lineage: Eukaryota; Fungi; Basidiomycota; Agaricomycetes; Boletales; Suillaceae. The record is from RefSeq and is a predicted model, not a curated record.
GUCUGCCGUGAGUACCUGCACCGUUUGUGUACAUCCACUGACGAUGUGGAUGACAAGGCUGCAAUCAUACUUAUCGGGAGCACAGCGGGCAAGUACGGCGAGGCUAACCAUGGGCAUUAUGCUGUCAGCAAGACAGCAGUGAUGUAUGGUUUGGCGAGGCCACUCAAGAGCGAGAUUGUGAAGAUUGCGCCCAGGGGACACAUAAACUGUAUUGCACUUGGAUGGGUGCAUCGCUGA